This is a messenger RNA of Mercenaria mercenaria, 3910 nucleotides long. RefSeq names its product mu-type opioid receptor-like. The record is from RefSeq and is a predicted model, not a curated record. Gene Ontology annotation, cellular component: membrane. Lineage: Eukaryota; Metazoa; Mollusca; Bivalvia; Venerida; Veneridae. The coding region runs from base 1466 to 2515 and encodes 349 amino acids. Gene Ontology annotation, molecular function: G protein-coupled receptor activity. Gene Ontology annotation, biological process: G protein-coupled receptor signaling pathway. The transcript has a single exon.
GUUGGAAGCAGCUGAAUACUGUAUCGUAUUUCGAUAUUCUAUAAAGCGAAAAACUCUUCAUGCUGAAAUCAUUUCACUUAGAGAACGGGGAGGCAGGACAUGAAGAAGAAAGAAUUCAAUAUUACAUACUGACUCGUGACAUGCUGGACAGAUAAUAUUAUACACCGUUAUCAGAGUGUUUGCAAUUUCAUCCUGUUAGAGGAGGAAAAUACUGUGGAUAUAAAUCCAUUUUAGCUAGACAGAUUCUGGAGCGAAGAAAUAUAAUUGGGAAUAUCGGCAGACGGGACCGCACUACUGGGCUGAUCUUGCUCUUUCCUCUUUUAUUAAUGAAGAUAAUUAUUGUAAUUGUAGUUUUGCCAAAAACAGUUUUAUAGUCUUAGUAAGGCAUAAGUAUCAACUGUGAUAAAUGGAAUUACUAAACUGCCGUAACGUGUUUUUACUAUAAUUGCAAAAAAUAUUUUACAUAAUUUACAGGACUCGCAGUGUGGAAUUUAUUACUUUUGCAUUCGUGAGGACUCAAACUAAUUUCUUUUUCGCAGGAAUAUUUAAAUGAUUUAUGUAAAAUAACGGCAUUGGAUUAAGGAUGCGUGUGACUUAGCACAAGCGCAAUUGCAAUAGCGACGAUUUUGACAUGGAAAAAACACAGUUUAGUCGGCAAUUUAUGAUUGUUUAAUAUGAAAUUUUGCAACAAUUUGUACUGCGUCAUUACUCGGAAAAGUGAAGUACAAAAUUUGAAUAAAAAAGAUCUAGCCAUGCUGAUUCAUUACAAAUAUUGUAAGCGAUCAACGUCAUUUCAAAUGGAAUUUAUUUGAUGAAUGUCACAAGCUGUUGAAAUUGGAAAUCUGCAUAAAGGAAUGGUUGCGGUUUAAUCUUCUUAACAUGAAAACUGACAUCCAUUAGACUGUUAGAAUUUUUGUCAAAAAAGAAAAAAAAAAAGAAAAAAAAAAAAAGAAAAACGAAUACAUUAAUAAUUCCAGCAAAAGGAUAAAAUAAAUGAAGGAUAUAUUUUUUUGCGGAUAAUUAUAGAAUAUCACUGAAAAGUUAUAUAAAAUAGUGCAAGCACCCACCGAGGAUUUUAAUUUCAUCGUAAGCUUAUUUUCCUUCUUUACAGUGAUUUCUUCAAACAGUAAUAGAAUGCUACAUUCUACAUCAGUUUGUAUUACUGAGAAAUUUUAAUAGUGUCUAAUACAAUGGAUUAAUGGAAAUGUGUAACAUGUCGUACUCAAACUCGUCUGUUUGAAUAAUAAUGAACAGCUCUAAAAUAACACAAAAGUGAAUUGAAUUCAAAAUACAAAAUUCAACACCACGUUAUUCCAUGGAUUUUUUUUUCAGAGCAAAUAUGCUUUGACUAGUUCAAUAGGUCGUUGUUACAGUAAGUUGCUAUUGGUCAGUAAGUCAAAAUUACCAUAUACAUGACCAUGCACAUGCUAGAAGAAAACAACAGAUUAACAUUAAUGCGUGUUGUAUGCUAAAUAUGAAUAACUCUUCCAUUAAUGUUAAUGUAACGUCCUCAAACAUCAGUGAAGAAGACGAGAAGGGAUUAGACGGAUAUCAAUAUUCAUUGUUUGUUGCCAAUAUCGUGAUCUGUCUUCUCAAUUUGACUGGAAACAUCUGUGUUCUUGUACUUAUAUGUCAAAGAAGAUUGUUAGGCCGAACCACAAACGUGUUUGUGUUUUCCUUGGCAAUGUCUGACGCAAUCUGUUGUGUUGCUGCGAUACCUUACAAUGCAAUGUUGGCUCUUGAAAGAGACAUGUCAGUAUAUCUAUGUAAAGGUUAUUUCUAUGCUCUUUGCAUUUCAAGGACAGCCGUGUCUUACACAGUUAUCUUGCUUACAACAGAGAAAAUAUUGAACAUACUACAUCCCUCACGGUUUAUAACAGCUGGAAGAUGUAUGUUUUUCAUCAGUCUUGUAUGGUUUUUCUCGGUAGCAUACAACGUAUGGACAGUGGUCUUCUAUACUAUAUAUGACUAUGACAAAAUUACUUAUAUAGAAUAUAUGAUGGAUUCCUCGAAAAUUCUUUAUGGCAAGAAAUGUUUCUUUUCACAUAGAUUUAAAGCAUUAAGAGGAAUAUUUUUGACUAUAGAUUUUGUGAUGCUUUUUAUUCUACCAUGUGCAAUCAUAGCUAUUGAAUUUUGUGUAAUUCUAAGAAAACAGCAUGGUACAAUAAAACAGCGAUUUGAGACAUAUUAUUACAUCAUGCGAUUUAUAUUUUUCAUAUUUUUGGUAUAUAUAAUCUGUCAUUUACCAUUUGAAAUAGGAACGUUAGUAAAGGGAGGCACUCGUGACCCGAACGAAAUUAGCGGGAUCUUCUACGAAAUGUCUUUAACGUUGUACUACACAAGAGGCGUGCUGUAUCUUAUUGUGUAUAUGUACUUUAAACAAUAUGUUUGUCGGCGGAGUAGGCGCUUGAACGCCUCUAAUUCUGGACAUCAAAUAAACAGAAUCUACCUGGAGUUGCCAGUUCGAGGACAGUGUAGAGGCCUCUCUUUAAAUGAACUAAGGUUAAUGAAAUGAAAUGCUCAAAUUAUGAUGAUCCUUUUAUUGUGUUUAAUCGUAAGAAUAAUGCCUGUCUUUUAUUGUAAUUAUAUUUGACAAUUACAACGAUAUUAAGCGUAUCAAUGAUGUAAGAUUGAUGCAUCUUUAUAUCUAUGUUCAGUUAUAAAGUGAUCAGAAAUCACACCAGUGAAAUUUAGAAUUGCUCUGGAUUAAAAUUAAUUAAGGGAUAGCGGCGAGGCAGUGGGGAAUACUAAACUGAGAAGAAUAUUUACUGUUUAAUACAAUAUAAUUGAGCCGCACCAUGAGAAAACCAACAUAGUGCGUUUGCGACCAGCAUGGAUCCAGACCAUCCGCGCAGUCUGGUCAGGAUCCAUGCUGUUCGCUUUCAAAGCCUAUUACAAUUAGAGAAACCGUUAGCGAACAGCAUGGACCCUGACCAGACUGCUGGUCGCAAAUGCACUAUGUUGGUUUUCUCAUGGUGGCUCAUAUUUAAUUAUAUACCGGCAUGUAUUUUUAUGUCAUGAAAAUGUGGCAACAUAUUUUAUCAGUAUUUUUUUAUUUCAACUAAGAGGCAUUUUUCUGCGCAACGUUUUCGUACAUGUCUUUUGGUAAAUUGUUAUUGUCUUAUCCAUUUUCUUUGGUUUUCUUAUUAAAUAUAAGUACAAAGAUUUUUGUAUGUGUAUAUACGAGUUGUUGCGAAUUUGUUUUGGCAACAUGAGGUUUUAUUUAAGAAGUAAUUUACAGCAAAAGAGGUCUUUAUCACUAUUUAUGCACGAUCGACGGUUAUACGUCGGGCUCAAUAAUUUCACAAGGGCGCAGCCCGAGUGAAAUUAUUUGUACGACGUAUUACCGUCCGUCCGAGUGUAUAAAUAGUGAUAAAACACUCUUUUGCUAUAAAAGCAUAUUAGAAUUACUGUUACAGAAUAACAUUUAUAACUUGUUAUACUCUUUUCUUCAGAUUUUUGUUGUAGUUGCUUGGACAGAUGUUUAUUUAUUUAUUUAUUUAUUUGGGGUUUACGGCGCACCAACACAGAAUAGGUUAUAUGGCGCCAAACAGGACUACAAAUUUUGGUUUCACAUCUCAUUUACAUCGAAAAAAACAUGAGGUAUGGAAUCAAAAUUUGCAUACCUGCUGGAAUCACAGAGUUACAGCAAAACCAAGUGUUAAGACCCUAUUAGUCGCCUCUUACGAUCAUGCAAGGGUAAGGCAGUGGUUCCAAUUCUUGUCAUACACAGAUCGUGCCAGAACCACAUGGGGUGCCUGGAUGGAUGUAGAUAAUUCAGAUGAUUCAGGAUAAAACAUGGCGAAAUAUGAUUAAUUCAUUGUCUGAUACAUCAUCCUUAUUAUUGAUUAUAUUUCUUGAUAAAAGAAAUGAAAAAUCUCACCGUAAAAAAUUGAAAUAAAGAAAAUUG